AUGGCGUCUGUGUGGUUCAUUGUGACAGUUCUUUUCUGUAUAAAUCAAGUAUUAGCAAGUUACCGCGAUUGCUCGAAUUUGGAUAAUAUUAAAAAUUGCAAUGAAUGCAUCCGUUGCGGAGCACAUUGGUGCAAUAAUCCACAUGAGAACCGUCGCUGUUCGUUGGAGCGUUUUGACAAUUGGUGUCCCAAUCAUCAGGAGAGCUUACCGUACCUCACUGAAGUUAGCGAAAAGGGAAAGAUCUUGAAUCCAAAGUACAGAGUCCAAACUAUCCACGUGGGUCAAGAAGAUGAGAUUGAAAUCAUAUACCAAUACAAAACUGGUGAACCGAAGGUCAAUUUCGUAGCAAACUCGACGCAAAAAUCGAAUUUCAUCGUUAGUAAUUCAACAAGCUGUUCGUCUGGGUCGUGUACAACUACAUUGAACACAGUACCAGGGUCGGACUUCUGCGAGAAUACUGGAAGUACUAACGAGUUCUUUAACGUGAAACUGACGGUUAGCGAUGUGGACGAAGAAGCUGUUCUGAAAUUCCAUGUACCUUGCGCUUGUGGUUGCACUGAAAAGGUUGAAAAACUGUCCCCUACUUGCAAUGGCCGAGGCGACCUCUCGUGUGGUGUAUGCACGUGUCAGGACAAAUGGUCGGGUACUUUCUGUGAUCAACCAAUUUGUGAUGAAAAACGCGGGGACGUACCAUGUAUAGAUUCAUCGAGGAGUAGUGUUGAAUGUUUCGGCAACGGUGUUUGCGGUCGGUGCGACAAAUGCGAGUGUUUCACAAACAGACCCGGCUCUAGGUAUUUUGAUAGGAACGAUUACUGCAUUGACAUUUGUACCAAAACAAAUGAAUGCGACGAAUGCCUAAUCAAACCACAUCUAGGGAAAUGCCACGAAUGCCAUUUUCCGUUAUACAAACAGAAAUACAAUGAAUCAUUGACGAGCAGUAAGGACGAAUAUGGAAGACACAUGUGGAUAAAAUGCAACGAUACUAUAAAUGAUUGUAAUAUUGAAUAUGUGGUGAUGAGAGACGAUAGAGGGGAAUCUUACUUCAUGGUGACUAAGAACUGUGAUCCCAAACAGGAGGGCCAGGAGAGCGCUAAAGUUAAUUUAACAGUUCCGAUUCUGCUCGGUCUGGUGGCUGUGCUGGCUGCAGCUAGUGCUGUGGGCUACUUCGUGUACAAAAGUCGUCCGCCGCCCGUUCCGCUCACAGACCCAAUGUACACAAACAUCGGAGCCGAAGACUGCACCGGAGAGAACCCCUUGUAUAAACCACCCACGUCCUCCUUCAAGAAUCCCACGUACGGCAAGUGGUAG
Molecule: messenger RNA, 1308 nt
Organism: Danaus chrysippus (African queen)
Lineage: Eukaryota; Metazoa; Arthropoda; Insecta; Lepidoptera; Nymphalidae
Source: the annotation of a GenBank genome assembly